Microtus oregoni (creeping vole) is the source of this 544-nucleotide messenger RNA. RefSeq names its product TSSK6 activating cochaperone (gene Tsacc). The coding region runs from base 152 to 529 and encodes 125 amino acids. Gene Ontology annotation, cellular component: cytoplasm. Lineage: Eukaryota; Metazoa; Chordata; Mammalia; Rodentia; Cricetidae. Gene Ontology annotation, molecular function: protein-folding chaperone binding. The transcript is spliced from 4 exons. The record is from RefSeq and is a predicted model, not a curated record.
CCCGGCCGCGUGCAGACGGGAUGUCUGCGCAAGCGCCGAGGUUCGGCCGGUUGGCUGGCUCACUACAGCGCUUGCGUACCAACUACAAGGGCGGGUGCUGGGGUUGAGGCUUUGAAUUAAUGCUGCAGGCACUGCACCUGUUGCUGUUGAGAUGGAGCAGCAGACUAGUAAUCCUACUGACCAAAAAGCCAAAGAGGAAGAUAAUGCUGUGUGUCUGUGUCCAGCAAAACCCUCCCCCAGUUAUAUUAAUCUUCAAGCAAAUUCCUUGCCAGCCACUUUCGUGAACAUCCAGACAACAGAGCUGCCUUCAGGAGCUGGCCAGAAGCCCAAGGAAUGCCUAGGACUCCUAGAGUGUGUGUGUGCCAACCUCCAGCUUCAGACCCAGCUUGCCCAACAACAGAUGGCUAUUUUAGAACACUUGCAAGCUUCCCUGUCACAGCGGGGUCCUGGGCAGGAAAGCAGCAAGGGCUCUCUCCCAGUCUUAUAUUGCAGGCUGCUGUUAAGUCACCUGCCCCAACUCCAUAAAUGAACUGUGGAACAAAGA